AUAUUUUAUUAUUUCCAAUAAAUGACGUCGGAGAUAAACGUUUAUCUGUGUUAUGUUUAAAGAAUAUCAGACUUUGCUCUAUCAGUUUUCGUGUCUCAGUUACAAUAUAGGCCUACGUUAAUGAGAGAAGACAAGAUGUGUAAAUGGGAUAUAGGAUCCAAUAUGUUAGCCAAGAAGACUUCGAGUUUUUAUCAAAUUUUAGGAAGACGGAUAGCCAAAAGUCCAGGAUAUUUUAUCAUCGUUCCUAUAUUUGCAGCGGCUAUUUUGUCGACGUCGAUUCCUUCAGCUAAUUUCAUUAGCAAUCCUGACUAUCUCUACACUGUGAUCAAUUCUGUAUCUAGGAUGAAUAAGGAUUUCAUAGAAAGGACGUUUGUACAAAACAAAUCUGAGGACUACGAUAUCAGGAGGUCCACUAAUGUUCCUAGAGGAGUAUGGUUGAUAAUUACCUCACCCGAAGAAGAAACGGUGUUAAAAAAGCACAUUUUUAGAGAUAUAUCGGUGAUAGAUAAGUUAGUUCAGAAAGUAUGGAUUAAAUGGGCUAAGAAGAAGUGGAAUUAUGAUUCCUUGUGCGCCAAAUACAGGAGGAAGUGUUACAAGAAUACCAUAUUAGAUCUUUUACCGAGAAUGAAAGCUAUAGAGGAUGGUCGGAGGAUGCUGAGAUAUCCUAUCGAAUCAGCUGAUAUUAUUACAGGUUUAUAUUUAGGUGGAGUAACUGUCAAUGCUAGCUUCAUUACCCGUGCCAAAGCUGUGUUGCUUUAUUAUUUCCUAAAUACCACUAAUCCCAAUGAGACUGCGAAGAUAGCUCUAUGGGAGGAAGAAGUCAUGAAUAUGUUAUCUUCUAAAACAUUUACUAAUAUAACAGUGAGAAGAGUGUCUACGUCGUCAUUUGAGAAAGAAUUACACGUGGUGAUUAAAGAAGUUUUGAUGCUUUGCAUUCCUUUAGUGGCUAUUAUGAUUACUUUAGCGGUAUUGACUUCUUUCACAGCAAAUUUUCGAAAAAGUUUACCAUUUUGUGCAGCAUUAGGAUGCCUUUCUUCUAGUUUAGCUGUUGUUACGGCUUUCGGAUUAAUCAUUUACUGUUCGGGAGAGAUAACGGACGUUUGUCUGUCUGUACCAUUUUUAACUUUAGGUGUUGGCAUGGAUGAUACCUUUGUUAUGUUGGCAGCUUGGAGGAGGACCGAUCCAAAUAAGAGCGUGAAGGAAAGAUUAGAAGAAACGUAUUCCGAUUCGGCUGUUUCGAUUACUAUUACUUCAUUAACCAAUUUUACUACCUUUUGUAUUGGACUGUUUGCCUCGUACAAUGCAAUUCGACUCUUCUGUUUAUACGCUGCUAUUUCUGUUUUAUUCACUUAUAUCUACCAGUCUACGUUUUUUGGUGCCUGUCUCGCCUUGAACGCUUAUUACGAUUGUUAUUGCGUCAUGGAAACUUAUAAGCGCAACAGACGACAAGAGAACGGAUAUGUUCCGAAAAGUAUCGAGAAAAGAGAACACGUCGUGGCAUUAUGGUUUCGAGAUAAAUUUGCCUUAUGCCUUAUCAACAAAAGAGCAAAAGUGUUUUUACUGUUUUCCUACUUUAUAUAUUUCGGAUUUGUCAUCUGGGGUUGUACUAAAAUACAAAAAUAUGUGGAUGAUACGAAUUGUUUGCCUGACGAUUCGUAUGUAACUAAAUUCUACAACGAUUACAACAAGCAUUUUCAAAAAUAUCGUGAAACAGUACAGUUAGUGAUUAACAAACCAAUCAAUUAUGCCGAUGAAAAUGUACAAAAGGAUAUAGAAAAAAUGCUAACAGAUUUGGAAUCUUCUGAGUAUUUUGCCGAAUAUAUGUUUACGGAAUCAUGGUUAAGAUCAUAUUUAAAUUUUUUAAAGAUAACAAAACAUAUUUUAAUGAUUCGUGGAUAUGAUGUGAGUAAUAAAGAAGAUUUCAUAAAAAUCUUACGUGAAAUUUUCUUGCCUAUACCCGAAUGGAAUCACUUUUCCCAAGAUAUUGUAUUCAGUAGUAAUUACACAGAGAUCACAGCUAGUAGGUUUCUCUUGCAGACUGAAUUAACUGGAAAUAGUCCGAUGGAAGGUAAAAUGGUGGAAAAAAUUAGAGACGUAACGGCAGCAUCUAACAUAUCUAGUUUCGCAUUCGGUCCGAAAUUCGUUCAUCAUGAGCAAUAUUUGACUAUAGCUGAAACCACACUUCGUACUUUAUUAAUUACAGCAGUUGUUGUGAUUUUUAUAUUUUUCAUUUUUCUGCCCAACAUAGCGUGUGUCUUAUCUGUCGGUCUUCUAAUAAUAUCCAUAGAAGUGGGUUCCAUAGGAUUAAUGUCAUUUUGGGGGGUUAAAUUGGAUGGACUGUGUAUGUUGAAUCUGAUGCUAUGUAUCGGUUACAGUAUCGAUUACGCUGCACAUAUGACACAUUUUUAUGUAUAUUCUAAAGAAGAAACUAUCAAAGGACGUUUAAGAGAUUCCAUUUAUUCAGCGGGCUUACCAAUUCUUCAAUGUAGCAUCUCUACUUUGGCAGGCGUUAUUUUAUUAAUGUUUGCUCCAGCUCAAAUGUUUUCAACGUUUGUCAAGUUGGUGAUUUUAGUGAUUACCCUUUCCACUAUUCACAGUUUGUUAAUAUUGCCUCUACUAUUUUCUUUUCAAGGGUGUAGAAGAAAAAGUAUACCUGUAGCAGAUAUUUAAUACUGAUAAUUUAAGAUAAAAUUUUGUAAAUAAAAUUAUUCAUUUUAAUAGACUUAUA
Messenger RNA from Centruroides sculpturatus (bark scorpion), 2728 nucleotides. Its product is annotated as patched domain-containing protein 3-like. Gene Ontology annotation, biological process: transmembrane transport. Bases 121 to 2670 code for a protein of 849 amino acids. Gene Ontology annotation, cellular component: membrane. The transcript has 4 exons. Lineage: Eukaryota; Metazoa; Arthropoda; Arachnida; Scorpiones; Buthidae. The record is from RefSeq and is a predicted model, not a curated record. Gene Ontology annotation, molecular function: transmembrane transporter activity.